AUGGCGCAUUGGUAUCAGCAACACUUGUCAAGCGUGACUUCUGCAACGGUGGAGCGGACCAUCCAGUCCUUAAGAACCAUCAUCCGGGAACAAGCACCGGUGACAUAUGGUACUUGCUCCAUCCCAACCAAAGACUUCACCUUGUAUUACGGCAGAUCUGAUGGUGCACGGCGAAUCCACCUCCAUAAUGCUUCCCCCGCUGAAAUGGAAUUACUUUUAAGUGCAGCGGUGUCAAGGGUAAAUAACCAAGAUGUGUAUGCCGAAAAUGAUCGCAAAGCCGGGAGCCUGGACGUGGAAGAUUUUGCCACCAAUUUUAACGUGGAGCGCUCCGGUAUCCUGGCACGUAUGAAGAACGAUCUGCUGGAUCGCGAAAGCAUUGCCAAAUCGGUGGACUGCGAAUUGUACAAAUUGAGUGUAUGCGGCGAAGGUGGUUGUUUUAAAGUGCACAAGGACAGCCCAAAAAGCGCUAACAUGUUCGGAUCACUGGUAAUCGUCUUCCCUGUCCCCCACACUGGCGGUGCAGUGCUUCUUCGGCGCAGCAGCAAAUUUGAUUCCGUCCAGGAAUGGAAAUUCGACUCCGGCCGGGAACUUGCCACAGUAGCGCAGCCAUCGGUUGGAUACGCUGCUUUCUCUAGCGACGUGGAACACGAGGUGGCGUUUGUCCAGUCCGGCUACCGGGUCGCCCUGACCUACAACCUAUUCCUUAGUGGCGAUGACUAUAGCGGCAAACACACACUACCGGCAUCCAAAACUGUUGACGUACACGAGACGGCAUUUAAAGCGGAAAUGGAAAAACUGCUGGUUAAUCCCACAUUUCUACCGCACGGCGGUUGUAUUGGGUUUGGGCUUCAGCACGAAUAUCCCAUCAACAACAAGACAAAGGCCAGUGCUUUGGCCGGUUGCCUGAAGGGCAACGAUGCCGUAAUCGAACGGGUGUUCAGACACUUGGCGCUGCCGAUUCAACCGAAAAUUCACACAGCAUCCUCGAAGAAUCCUGAUUCCUAUUUAGGAGAGUUGGAAGCAUUCCAGUAUUUGACUGACAGCGUGGUAACCUGUGGCGGGUAUGAAGAUGUUGACAGCCUGUUCGCCAGGUUUUUAGGGGAGAAAGGAGUUCUACUGGCACGACUCCCGGACGGCCCUUCUGAACUCUCCGCAUAUUAUACAUAUAAAAUUAAGAAAAACGAAAUGGACAACAUUCCCAUCGUUGACGUUGAGUGGAUUACUUGUCCUACGAAAUACAACAGGAUAAGGUUUGAAUUCGCGUAUGAAAUACAUGAUGAGGACGCGUAUGAAAAAAGUGUGGGUUCGGCGCAUUUAUCUGGGUCGGUCUGCCUAAUUGCCAGAAUCGGUCCUCCUGGGAAACGCGUUUGA
Molecule: messenger RNA, 1371 nt
Organism: Paramacrobiotus metropolitanus
Lineage: Eukaryota; Metazoa; Tardigrada; Eutardigrada; Parachela; Macrobiotidae
Exons: 3
Coding region: 1-1371 (456 amino acids)
Source: RefSeq, a predicted model, not a curated record